GCUUAUCUCUGGCAACACUUAAAACCGUCCUCCUUUGCCACAUUCUCCAGUGAAUACCUUUAUCAUGAUGACUUCACGGUUUGUUGCAGGGGCUUCCCUCUUUGCAAUGUUGAUUGUGGGCAUAUGCUGCCUUCCUGUUCAGAAAGGCUCUUAUCCUGGGGCCUACUAUGGCAGAAGUAACCCCAACACUGCUCCUAAUGUUGACUUGUACCAGGGAGGGCCUUCUGGCCAGUUUUCACCUGAGGCUGUUGAGUAUUACAAUGCACCUGCUCAAGACUUCUACCAAUCACCUUAUCAGGCUGUACCACAGCAGGAGCCCAGUGUCCCUCAGCUAACUGCUCUUAGACGACCAGAACCUGCUGUUGGCUAUGGUUCUUCUGGACUGGUUAAUUCAGGGUACAGGGGUACUUCAGCCAUGCAAAACCCUGACAGUUCUGCUCAACCAGAAGCUGCUUACCAACCUGUCCCUCAAGAUGUCAAAUCGGCUGCUGAACCUCCUAGUCCGUUCUCCAGGGCUAAGGAUGUGUCGACAGGCACUCAUGCCAUUGCCUCCGGUCAACCAGAAAACGCAAGUCCUCCUGGAUCAAAUUACCAGGCAGGGGAGUUGUCCACUUAUUCUAAAAUCUUAGAGCAUGGUAACUCCGAGACGGAGACAGAGGAACUAGACUGGCUGCCUCCCCCACCACCUCCUAUGCCAGAGAAUGCUGAACAAGGCUCUAGUAGACCAGGCUUAACCAGUGAACCACAACCAGACACCUACACAGGCCCCUUUAAGUUCUAUGACUCCUACUUCUUAAACGGACAGUACCCUCAAGGCACAGUCAGCUUUUCCAGCAACACCUACGAGCAGGGAAGGGACAGUUUUCAAGAUGUUCACUAUGUGAGGGAUUACUUUCCUAAUAACCCUGCACCUGUGCAGGAGAGCCAGGCCCAUGCUUUUGCACCCCUCCAGAACUUUCAUGAACCCAGGAUGCCUGUGAAGAGUCCUGUGACAGCUGGUUCUGGAAGGGAUGUUGCAAAGGCUGCUUCCCCCAGAGGCUUCAGGCAGCCAAUCCGCAGCCAGGCCCGUGGCUACAACUUUGGUUAUGGUGGAUACUACUGAAGUGGAUGCCUAAAACAUGAACAAAGAUUUCAGAUGAAUAAAUAUUUUGUUAAUUA
Eleginops maclovinus (Patagonian blennie) is the source of this 1158-nucleotide messenger RNA. RefSeq lists its product as uncharacterized. Lineage: Eukaryota; Metazoa; Chordata; Actinopteri; Perciformes; Eleginopidae. Bases 65 to 1102 code for a protein of 345 amino acids. The transcript is spliced from 5 exons. The record is from RefSeq and is a predicted model, not a curated record.